This is a messenger RNA of Hypanus sabinus (Atlantic stingray), 5752 nucleotides long. RefSeq names its product calcitonin receptor (gene calcr). NCBI's taxonomy places the organism in Eukaryota, Metazoa, Chordata, Chondrichthyes, Myliobatiformes, Dasyatidae. The coding region runs from base 283 to 1701 and encodes 472 amino acids. Gene Ontology annotation, molecular function: amylin receptor activity; calcitonin receptor activity. The record is from RefSeq and is a predicted model, not a curated record. Gene Ontology annotation, biological process: adenylate cyclase-activating G protein-coupled receptor signaling pathway; positive regulation of cytosolic calcium ion concentration; cell surface receptor signaling pathway. Gene Ontology annotation, cellular component: axon; plasma membrane. The transcript is spliced from 14 exons.
GCUGUCACGGCUUCACUAGUUACGGCUCUUACACUAAUCAAGAUAAGUUUGAAAGGAUUUAUGGAGAACUCGGCACUUACCCUGACGAAUCUUCCACUGUAAGGACGUGAGAGGAAGAAGUAUUAUGAACAUUAUCCAUUAAAUAAGUGAACGAGACAUUGCUAUGGCAUUGAAACCAUGUACCAAAGGCUGAGUUUCAAAUCUGGAUGAAAGAGAAGAUGUAAAAAAGUGGAAGAAAAUCCUAGGAAAACGCUAGUUUGUACCAGUCCUACAGAAGCAACCAUGGCAAGACUUCUCAUACAUAUCUUCAUGUUAACAGUGGCACUUACUUCGAGAAUUAUGCCUAGCCUUGCAUCAACUGAGAAUUAUGAUGAAUUUAUAACUGAGCCUCCAACUGUGGAAACUGCUCAAAAUCUGAUAAAGCAGAAGAUAAUGGAUGCACAGUUUAAGUGUUAUGAAAAAAUGGCCAGGGAUACUUCUUAUAAUAAACCAGGCCUAUAUUGCAAUAGAACCUGGGAUGGAUGGUUAUGUUGGGAUGAUACACCAGCGGGAACGUUAAGCAUACAAAAUUGUCCAAAUCACUUCAAUGAUUUUGAUGCAACUGAAAAAGUUACAAAGUACUGUGAUGAAAAUGGGAACUGGUUUAUACAUCCUGAAACCAAUCGAACUUGGUCCAACUAUACGUUUUGUAAUAAAUAUACAGACUAUAAACUGAAGAUGGCAACAAUCCUUUACUACAUGGCAGUUGUGGGUCAUAUUCUGUCAAUUAUAUCUUUACUGAUUUCUCUGGCCAUCUUCUUCUAUUUCAAGAGUCUCAGCUGCCAAAGGAUAAUACUGCAUAAAAAUUUGUUCUUCUCCUACAUGUUUAAUUCAGCCUUUACCCUUAUUCAAUUAAUGGCGGUGGCCAAUGACCAGAAAGUAGUCUUUCAAAACCCUGUGGGAUGUAAGGUGCUGCAAUUCUUCCUUCAGUAUAUGCUGGGCUGCAAUUAUUUUUGGAUGCUUUGUGAGGGGAUCUACCUGCACACACUCAUUGUGGUGGCAGUAUUUGCUGAAGAACAACAUCUACACUGGUAUUACCUCCUGGGCUGGGGAUUUCCAUUAAUACCAGCUGCCAUUCAUGCAGUGGCCAGAACAAAAUACUUUAAUGACAAUUGUUGGAUAAGUGUUGAAACAUACCUGCUUUAUAUAGUGCACGCCCCGAUUGUUGCAGCUUUGUUGGUGAACUUAUUCUUCUUGCUGAACAUUGUUCGUGUCUUGGUUACAAAGUUGAGGGACACUCACCGCUCUGAAUCCAAUAUGUACAUGAAGGCUGUCAGGGCAACUUUGAUACUUGUGCCGCUGUUGGGUAUUCAAUUUGUUAUUAUUCCUUGGAGACCAGAAAACCGACUGGCUGGAGAAAUUUAUGACUAUAUUAUGAAUAUAUUUAUGCAUUACCAGGGUGUACUGGUGGCUACUAUGUUUUGUUUCUUUAAUGGAGAGGUGCAAGCAGCUCUGAAGAGGCAGUGGAUGCAGUACAAAAUACAGCUGGGUCAGAAACAGCGGGAACACUGCUCCAUGCGCUCAACCUCAUACACAGCAACAUCCAUCACUGAGGUUCCCAUUUACCCCAAUCUUCAAGAUAGCAACAGCGAACAUAUAAACGGCAAGUUCAUGGAGGAUUCUGAAAUUACUGCCUUGAAAUCAAAAGAGACGUACGCUUGACUUGACUGAAAGAUAAAAACAACUGCUUCCCAUUUUACCCAUUAAAACACAGAGUCCAAUAUCAACUGUCAGUCUCUAAAAUAAGCAACCCAACACAGCAGGGAAAAAAGGUAAACACUUUGCUGGCAGUGGCAGUCAAGAAGGGGGCCAGUCAAGGCAGAUGUUUCAAUAUUUCAUACAGUACUGCUUUCAGAAAUCUGACUGGAAAAUGGAGCUGUCAGUUGACAAGUGUGACAUUUCUAUGGCUACACAUCCUUCUUAAAAAACAUGGUCUACUACAAAAGUCUGGCUAAGAAUACUUCAAAAAUCUGCACCAGGAUCAUGGAGUGUAAACGAACGCCAAGGUGGUACACAACUUAUCCCAAUGGGGCACUAUCUGGCAGUUCCAGGCCAAGCACAAAUCCAAGCUCUGGAGGCUGAUUUAUUCCAUGAGUUCUGCUCUGCUUCUCGUGAAAAUUAAGAGGCCUUGAAGAUUUAGCCCUUGGCCCUAAAACCAUUCUUUUCUUUAAUGCUCGUUUGGGGAAGUGGUGAAAGUUGUUCUUAAUUUACAGGUUUACAGGGAUUAUUUGGUACAUCUUCCUCAUGUUUUGGUUUUAACGGAGAAAAACAACUGCACAUAUAAAGGAAAUAGUGUGCCUAGACUAGUGGGAUAAGCAUGAUUGUAUGUUUCAAAAUGAAAUCCAUCACAGCUAGCUUGAAAGUCGUCAUCAAACUGUACCUUUGCACACUCAUGGCCUAUCCAUCUAUUAGCAACACUAUAAUUUGGCUCUUCUUCCUUGCUGUGGUUUGUUUCCAGCAAGUUAGCAAAUAGCAUCCGUUAAGCAGUUGUAUGGAGCUCUGUGAACUGUACCUUGGCACUGGAGAAUGAAGAGGCCAAACCAGACAAGCAGGCAGGGCCAGAAAGUCCUUUCCAAGUCAGUUCUUUAAUGGAGAACUAGUCAACAGUGUACGCAAGAGUCAAGAUUUUACGGUUGUUAGUACAAUAUGUUGAACAUAGUGCAGAAUAAGAAAUAUUCACUAAAACUCACAUUCUAUGUUCUCUCAAAGCUGACAUUUUGCUCUGGUAUAACUUGUCCUUAUGUUAUGUGAAGCUGUCUUCAACCCAUGCAUGUGGAUUGAAUUCAUUGGUUAGAUUUUGCAAAUACUUUGUAGAAUCUAUAAAGUAUGAUAUUGAGAGAGGGAUUUUUUUCUCUUCAAAAAUUGCUGCUCGGAUGGAAAUGAGCAACACUGUGUCUGGGAGCGCUCAAGCCUGCUCGUAAAGUUCCACUGAGGUCAUCCGAACCACGUGUGCUGGAGGCAAAUAAGCAGGACAGCUAACGCUUGUGCUUGGGUUCAGCACAAGCACCCAGAGGCAUUUCUACACAGCCCGUCUGCAGAAGCAAAUGCCCUUCUAUCCUGGAAUGCAAAAUGACAUUUCACAAAACAGGAAGUGACUGAGAUCUUGAUUUCACCAAAGUAGAUUGGAGCUGAUGAAACUAAUUUUGGAGUAGAUAUUUUUCAAGAUAUUUUAAACUUGCUUUUCUAACUACUGUUUUUUAAAAUAUAACAUUCUAAUGUUUGAUUAAUAGGCAAUGCUAAGUUUCUCUAUACUAAGUGGUGAAGUCAAAAGAAUGGGUGAGAAAUUCUCCAAAUCUCUAUUUUUAGCCACAUCAUUAGAACAUUUGUGAAGGUUUCUCCUGUUCAAUAUUUCUACUGAGAUUGUAAAUAUGUUAUUGCAGAAUGCUUUACUGUUUCACUAGAAAUAAUGAACAAGGAAGAUCUUUUACAGACUUACUUACCAUAUAGUUAGAUAGAGCCUGGGGAAUUUGUGCUCCCAUGAUACUGGAAAGGUAUUUCAUUGCAAGAAAUGCUAUGGAUCUGACAGUGCACAGAUGAGAAAAAAAUGUCAAGUAACCACUAGUGUUUCCAGAUUCAGGUGAUGAAUGAACAAUCUUGCCUAGAUAAUAACACUGUUCAAAGUUGAAUUUGUGUCAAAUGCACAGGUACGCAUAUACACAGCUGCAAUGAAACAGUACAUGUAUCAUAGGCACGUAUGAUCAUAUCAGCAUCAUUCACAAGAAAAACACAAAUUAAUCAUAAUUUUUCACACAAUUACAACAAAGCAAACUCCAUUUUGGUUGGAGGUAGUCAAAGAGUUGCUAAACUGUAGUGAUUGGUGUUUUGCCAGUGGGUUCAAGGACAGGAUGUUUGAACUGUUCAUAAACCUGAUGGUGUUGGACUUCAGCUUCUGUAAUUCCUAUUCAAUGGUAGCUGCAAGAAGAUGACAUGGCCUGGAUGGUGGGGAUACCACCAGUGAUGGGUAGGGAUAGGUGCACCCAUGAUGCUUUGAGCAGAAUUCACUGCUCUCCACAGCUUCUUACAUUCCUACUUCAAAACUUCACAUGUGACAUACUGAAUAUUCAUUGCCAUGAACUUCCAGUGAAAGAGUGUUUAAAAAGAAGGGUUUAAAUUCUCAUUCCUGAAGAGAAGAACUGAGAAUUGUAAUCGAUGACGCAUUUCUAAAGGAAAAACGUCUCCUUUUCGGAAAGGAUGAAUUAACUACCAGGUGACUGUUUAGUGAUGACACCCAGACUGUGGCUAAAACCAUUGAACAUGUAUAAUUAAAAUUAUUGUCGUGGUGGUGGAAUUAAAUUGAUAUAUACCUAUUUAAAUAUUUGACCACCAUCAGCACAUCUACAUAAAAAAUACUGCGGGGAUAAACACCUGAGAUAAAUCCUCCGAUCACUGAGACCCACAUCUCACUUUUGUUAAACUGACUGUCUUGUCAAACCCGCAGGUAUGAAAAGGCAGGAAUUCAGCCUGUUCCUAAAAUAAAGGAUUCCAAAGCAAAUUAUUUGUGCCUCAGAAACGCAACUAGACUCCCCUUUAUGUCCUAUCAUUUGGAUCUGCUCCUUAGAGGUACACUCUCACCUGAAAUAGAUAAGAUUUCUGUCUAUCAAGUGAGCCUCUACAGUUCCACUUUAAGAACACAAAUGACCCUGUACUGAUGAAAGGUCAUCAGCCCAAAGUCAUAGCUCUGUUUCUCCCUUCAUGGAUACUAACUGAGCUGUCAAGCAUUUCUGACAAUAUUGUUCUUAUUCCAUAAACAACUUGAUACUUAAGUGCACUGCUACUUUGUUUGCAUCAGGAGAUUGUAGUUAAAACGAACUGUUGUCUCUAUAGUUGCAAUGCCAAUAUUAAAUUACAGCAUCAAAUUUCAAUCUAACAUAAAUUCCAUUUAAUUUUACUGCAAAAGAUGGCAUUGAUUUGGUCCUUGCCCCUAGUGGAAAUGAUGUGAGUGAAGCUGGAGGCAAUCUGGACCAUUACAGUAGGCAGGGUGCACUUACACUUCUGACCUGCCUCGACCUAAUUGACUGUCAUUUUAAGUUGAGGGUGGCAAAGGGAGCUCCACAACAUGUGAUGUUCUUCUUACACGUAUUCCACGGGUUCUGGUUACUGGGACCUGAUUUGUUAUUUAACCCGAGGCAGUGGUGGCAUCAGGACAUGACAUGUUCUGAUUGCAGAACUAUUAGUUGUCAAAAAGCUCUGAAAUAAUUAAUUAAGACUACCAGGAUUUCAUCGUAGGCAGAUUGUGUUGGUUCCUGAUGUUUACAGUGGAAUAAUGAAUUCUUGUUCAAAAUAAGCAAAAAUCAAUAAAAAAUAACAACUGAAUCUGCGUAAUCACAAAACCUCCGUGAGGAUGAUUGUAUUCCUUCAUUCUAUUCAUCACUAUUUGUACUAAAGUGGUAUUUGAACAGUUUUAUACUUAAAGAAUUAAUGUACAGUCAGUUGCUUAAUGUAAUGUUAUUUUCUGUUACAUUGUGUUCUAUGGAAAAUAAUACUAGAAAUUCUCCCUGUAAAUAUUUCACCCAGUGAGCUUCCCCUUUAAAUACAUAGAUUUGUUUAUUAUAUAUAUUCUUUAACACAUCACUUUAUCUCCAAAAUGGUUUACUUAAAGUUCACGUUUGAGAAAUUAUUCAAUGUCAAAUGCUGACAGCUUUGUUUUAAAUGCAUUACUAACUAAACACAAGCUCUGGCUUCUGAAGUAGCUGUUAUUUAAAAUAUAUGUGAA